CGAAUAUGCGUAUAUAAAUACAUGAACACUCAAAACGUAUAAUUUUAAUGCAAAAUCUUGUUGAAAGCUGUUGUUCAAUAUGGCACUUUUAAAAAUGUAUAGUCUAAGAAAUAUUCGAGUAAAUUUUAAAAGAUUUGACUUUUCAAUUUAUAAACAUUAUGCCUCCGCUUCAAAAACAAUGGAUGAAAAUAGAUUGAAACAAGUGCCUAAAACUGAAGCAAAUUUGAAAUUUAUCGAGGAUCCCGAUACCUUUGGCACUUUGUCAACUAAAUUUAAAAGUACAUCUAAUGAUGUGCUAGAAGAUGAAGGAGAUAUAAAAGAGCACGAGUUUCUUGAAAAAGUCCCUCUACCAAGCCAAAAGUUAACUAUUAAACAGUAUGCUGAUCUUAUAAAACAAUAUAUAAAACAUAAACGUCUUAAAGAAGCCAUAGACAUAUUAGAAGUAAGAAUGUUAAAAGAAGAUAGAGUUAAGCCAGAAAAUUAUAUCUACAAUAUCUUAAUAGGAGCCUGUGCAGAUGUAGGGUAUACCAAAAAGGCAUUUAAACUAUUCAAUGAUAUGAAAAGAAGAGCUCUUAAACCUACCGGUGAUACAUAUACCUGUUUGUUUGAAGCCUGUAUUAAUAGUCCCUGGCCUUUGGAUGGUUUGAAGAAUGCAAAGCACUUAAGAGAACUAAUGAUAGAGAAAGGUGUGGAACCAAAUAUCACAAACUACAAUGUAAUGAUUAAAGCUUUCGGUAGGUGUGGUGAUCUUCCAAUGGCUUUUAAAAUUGUAGAUGAAAUGAUGUCAAAGAAAAUUAAAAUAAGAGUUCAUACUUUCAAUCAUCUUCUACAUGCUUGUAUCAAUGAUAAAGAGCAUGGUUUGAGACAUGCUCUUCUUGUAUGGAGAAAAAUGUUGAGUAUGAGAGAGAAACCAAAUGUUUACACAUUCAAUUUAAUGCUGAAAUGUGUUAAAGAUUGCAAUUUGGGAUCUACAGAUGAUAUUAAAACUUUAAUUGAAGCAAUUCAAGAACAAGUAAUGAUUGAUUUGAGUAGAGUGAACAGAAUACAGAUAGAAUCAAAUAAAAAUGUCAAAUGUAUUGAAAAUUCAAUAUUGGAAAACCAAGAGAUAGAAAAAAAAUCUAUAGCUCAAACUUGUGAUGAAUCAAUAGACAAUCAUGAAGAGGUAGAUUUAGAAGAUCAAAAUUUUGUUCCUAGUGGUGGAACAAGUAAAGAAAUAACUAUUGUAAAAAAUCAAAACUCAAUUACUUUACUUCCAAAAGAAUAUAAAAAAACCCAAAGUGAAAAGAGGACAGUUCCCAACUUACUAUCAAAGUUCUUACAAUUAAAUCAGGUGUUAUCUCUUCAAGAAGUUGAAACAUUGCAAGAUAAAUUUGCAAUUGUUGGCGGGCAAGAAGAUUUUCUCAAAGAAAUGGAGGCACUAUCAGUAAAACCUGAUGUUAAAACAUUCACACAAAUGUUACCUUUAAUAGAUGAAAGUAGGGAAUGUGAAAUACAAAUAAUUGAAAAAAUGAAAUCUUUAAAUGUAAAACCAGAUAUAGAUUUUUAUAACAUGCUUAUUAAGAAAAGAUGUUUAAGAAUGGACUAUGAUGGUGCAUUUCUCAUUAAAGAAUUAAUAGAAAAUGAAGUUAAAAAUUGCAAAAAAAGUUAUCAACGCAGAAAAGCUAUAAAAUCUAACAUCUUGACAUAUGGCGUGUUGGCGAUGGCCUGUAAAACUAAAGAAAAUGCUAAAAAAUUAUUUAAUGAAAUGAAGGAGAAACAACUGAAAAUUAAUAUUGAAAUUUUAGGAACAUUACUCAGACAUGGUACCGUACAAUUGAAAUUUUCUUAUGUUUUGUACAUCAUGGAUAUUGUAAAGCAGGAGAAUCUGAGACCAAAUGAAGUGAUUUUAAAACAUUUAGAAGCUUUCCAUGAUAAAUGUGUCAAUAUUUUACGUAAGAAUGAAACAAAUACAAAUGAAAGUUUGUCUAGGGCUUGCAAAAGUUUUCUCAGCAAAUAUAAAACAUGGCUAAAAGAUAUACACAUAGAAGAGGAACAUCCUUGGAAACAAUUUAUGGAACCACAUCCUGAAACUGUACAAAGGGAAAACAUUGAAAUAAAAGAACCGAAAAAGUUUUAUAAAAGAAAUCGACAAUUUAUUCGUUAUGCUCCAAGAGUUUGA
This is a messenger RNA of Papilio machaon (common yellow swallowtail), 2158 nucleotides long. RefSeq names its product pentatricopeptide repeat-containing protein 1, mitochondrial. The record is from RefSeq and is a predicted model, not a curated record. Bases 80 to 2158 code for a protein of 692 amino acids. NCBI's taxonomy places the organism in Eukaryota, Metazoa, Arthropoda, Insecta, Lepidoptera, Papilionidae. The transcript has 4 exons. Gene Ontology annotation, molecular function: protein binding.